GAAAUAGGGGAAAAGGGGGAAAGAAAACAUUGAAAUUGAAAAUUGUUAGGGAAGAAAGUCGCCCUCAACAAAUUUUUCCUCUGAACCAAACAGCGCCUUGGAAUUUUAUCAUGCGAUCAUGAUGAUCUCAUCGGCGAACAACGAUCAGAAUGCAAAGUCAAACGUACACUUCAAUGCGCCUAAACUUCACCCUUUCAACAGGGUCCAGUUUUAGAGAGAGAAAGCCAGAGGAGAGUGUUUAGAGAGAGAUGAGUGUGAUCGAUUUGAUCGAGCGCGUCGAUGCGAUCUGCAGAAGAUACGAGAAGUACGAUCUCGACAACCACAAUGAAGCUCUGGGAUCUCAAUACGACGUCGUCGAGGCCGGCAUUGAAGCCUCUCUCCAGAAAUUGGAGGCUGCAACAACAGAGGAAGACAGGGCUUUUGAUGUCGCAAUGAAGGCCGACGUUCAACAAACUAAGGCCUAUUUGCUGGAGGAGGUUUCCGAAUUGCAGAAACUUACUCUUGAAAGGGUCAAUGUGCUUUCAAAAGAAGAGUUUGUGGCUCAAAAUGAUUUAAUAUCUAUGCUAAAAGAGAGGAUUGAAGCAAUUUCAGAUGGGAUUGCAAGGGGGGCUAAACAAACUGGUGGUUGGGCAACUUCAGCAUCGCAUGAAGGAAUUAAAAUUGGCUCAACUUCAGAUAAGAGAUUUGGCAGUAAUUACUGUCAGCAAACUGAAGAGUCUAUCCGAUUUAGGCAGGGAAAUGAAAUGCAGAAAAUGAAACAGGAUUAAGGUUUGGAUGUGAUAGCAGGAGAUUUGGACACAUCGAAAAACAUGGCUCUUGAUGUGAAUGAGCAUAGGUCCAGUCGCAACUUCUUCAUUGAUAUCAUCCCAUGAUGUAUGAUUCUCGGAGUCGCUUCCUAUGUAUGGUAGUAAGUGUAUGAAGUAGUGAGAUCAGUUUCAAGCUACAACAUCAGAUUUGCCAACACUUCUGGUAUAGUUUCUGCAGGUUGAGGAAUCACUUUGUGCAUGUGAUUGCACCUUCUUUCUGCAGUUCUGAUACUCAAAGUUCUGCAGCUGGUUUUAUUUUCUCUUUUCUGCUGUGUUUCUCUUUGGCUAGCAAAUGGAGCAGUGGAAAGUCCAAACUUUGUGUAUCAAAAUAUCUUACUCCGGUUGAAAUUUUGAAAUCAUAUAUUAUGAAAAGCCAAAGUAAUUCUCGUA
Molecule: messenger RNA, 1196 nt
Organism: Vitis vinifera (wine grape)
Lineage: Eukaryota; Viridiplantae; Streptophyta; Magnoliopsida; Vitales; Vitaceae
Product: syntaxin-71
Exons: 7
Coding region: 249-767 (172 amino acids)
Source: RefSeq, a predicted model, not a curated record